This is a messenger RNA of Lycium ferocissimum, 2052 nucleotides long. RefSeq lists its product as uncharacterized. NCBI's taxonomy places the organism in Eukaryota, Viridiplantae, Streptophyta, Magnoliopsida, Solanales, Solanaceae. Bases 270 to 1826 code for a protein of 518 amino acids. The transcript has 10 exons. The record is from RefSeq and is a predicted model, not a curated record.
AGAUUGAUGAUAUACUCUCUGAAGGCAUGGCAUUUAAUGCAUUUGGUUUACCCACUGAGUGACUUUCCCUAUCCCCACUCCAUCUUCUUCUCCGCUUUCUUUGUCAAUCUCUGGGCCUUGCCAGCUCUCUAUGAUUUACUCUCCCUCAAUACUUAUAUACAUAGAUAGAUAUUUUCCAUUGUAGCAAAGCCAAUUAUAUAUUCAUCCCCAAUACAAUUAAGCACUUGUGUGUCGGUGCUAGGUAGCUCUGAUGCUGCGGCUGGAAUUGGAUGGCUCCUCUCCUUGUCCAUCUUACCAUGGUGCUCAGCUGCCCUGGGAUCAUGUGCUCAAUAUGUCUCCCAGACCUUCCCACCAUGAUAUCCAUGCGGAGAGAGCACCAGUUGAUCACUCUCAUACUUGCUCUCUUUCAAAUCAAACUCCAAAAUUCGAGGUACAUUGCUUCUUCCAUGGGAUUGAUGAAAGAAAUUGCUAUUCUCGAAAUUGAAAUAAUGCGUUUGGAGCGAUAUCUACUCUCCCUUUACCGGACAGCUUUUCAGCAGAAUCUCCCAGCUUUGUUGGAAAAUCAGAAAAGCCAUUUACAGGGCAAGAUAAGCUCCCCUACCCAGUCUACAACUGACCAAUCAUAUUCCAAUGUAGAACUAGAUAUGUCAAAAUGUGGUGCGAACCAAUAUGACCGAACCUCCACUACAUAUGUUUUUGCUGGUUCAAGUGAUCAGAUUCAGACUGCCAAGAAGUCAUCAUCCAUAAGGGAAAAGUUUGCUGAUUCUGGCCACCGUAGCCUUGCGGAUCAUCUCACGGCCUCUCGCAUGGAUGACGUUCUUAGUUAUCCUGAUAGGCUGUCUGAAGAAAUAGUGAGAUGCAUAUCUUGUAUAUACUGCAAAUUUGCCAACCCCGAAAUUCUUGCUCAAAAGGGAUUAUCAGUUUCUUCUACUUCGUCGUUAUCAUCAUCAAGCACAUUUUCUCCGAGAAAUCUUUCAGGCAGCUGGAGCUCACAUCACAAUGAGGAGAGCACUGAGCAAUAUGAAUUUGACGUCUGUAAAGAUGACAGCAGGCCAUAUUCUACAAUGAUAGAAAUUUUGAAGAUAUGUCUAGAUGACGAUAGUUUCAAUUAUGCCACUGCAAUGCUUCAUAAGUUCAGGUCACUGGUUAAGAGCCUUGAAAAGGUUGACCCAAGAAACAUGAAGCGUGAAGAAAAGCUAACAUUUUGGAUUAAUAUUCACAAUGCCCUGGUGAUGCAUGCUUAUUUAGCCUAUGGAACUCAAAAUUCUGUCAGAAGUUCUUCAAUCUUGAAGGCAGCUUAUAAUGUGGGUGGCCACUGCGUAAAUGCUUAUGUCAUACAGAGCUCCAUAUUAGGGAUACGACCACACUAUUCUGCACCGUGGCUACAGACGCUCUUUUCUCCAGGAAAAAAGCUUGCGACGGGAAAUUCCAGACAUGCGUAUGCCAUUGAGUACCCUGAGCCACUUGUUCACUUUGCACUGUGUUUGGGUGCAUCUUCUGAUCCUGUGAUCCAGGUUUACACGGCGAAGAAUGUAUUUCAGGAUCUUAAAGCAGCGAAAGAGGAGUUUAUAAGAGCUACAGUUUGCAUUAACAAGGACAAAAAGAUUUAUCUUCCUAAAAUCAUAUGCUAUUUUGCAAAAGAUAUGUCCCUGAGCACGGAUGGACUACUUGAAACUGUCAUGGAAUCUCUACCGGAAACUCAAAUGAAACUAGUCAGAUCCUGCAUGAAGGACAGAGCCGAUAAGUUGAUUUAUUGGUUACCACAAAGUUGGACAUUUAGAUAUUUGAUCCAGAAACAAGUAAUCCAAGGAAGGUUAUCCAUUUAACUGUCAAUAUUAGCUUAGUACUCAUUUCUCUCCUUUAAUUGAUAAGGCUUGUAAGCAUUAUUAUUAUUCUGUUGGGAUGCUCAGUAAGUUAUAUGGAAGAGGUGGUUGUAUCGUACUAUAUGACGAGUCGAAAAUUGUAAGUAAAUUAAAGUUUGUCUGCUUGCAUUUUUUUGUUUUCACGGUGAAACACAACCUGCACCAAUCUAUGAAACUAUUGUUUGGAUGA